GCUUCCCAAGAGGGGAUUCGUGAGAAUUUAAUGCUGAAUAUACUGAAAAGCUAAAAUAAAUUGAAAAGUCUCCGACUGUUGAUUGACCUUGUCCGUGGCGUGAGCGCAAAAAUCUCACUGGCGCGUGUUAAGAAACCGAUGAGUUCCUUGGGUGUCUCUCUCAAGUGGGAUUACCGGUGAUUUCGGUGGGCCUGUGUUGUGGCUUUAUUAAAAGCUCCCUGUCUUGAUGCUCUGGUCAGUCUCUCUCAGUCGCGGUGAUAUCAUUGUCAACAGAAGAUCGUGCAGUAGACAACGAAAUAAAAUCCUCUCAUCCAUUCAUUUAUUUGUUCCAACAAAGGUUGUAUUCAAUAGAUUUUACACUUAAUCAGAGUGCAAGGAUUUUCUUUUGCAUUGUGAAAAGGAUACCAGUGAAGUGAUGAAGUUUCUGAUACUUUCGGUUUUUCUGCUUCAUUUUUCGGGCCAUAUCAAUGGUCAAGGUGAAGAAUGCGUCACAGCGGAUAGAACGCGCGGUGUUUGCCAAGUAUUGCCAAAUUGUCCUACACUAAUCCAACUCUAUAGCGCCAACCGAGGGAAUCCCCUCAUCAUAAACUAUCUCAUAACAUCACAGAAAAAUUGCGGCAACAGGAAUCUCAAUCGGAAUCCUGUUGUCUGCUGUGGCACCAACAAUGCACAACCACCCCAACCAACCACACAACCCCCACCGCCACCACCACCAACCACUCAAGCACCUCGCACAACCCAAAGAAAUCCUCUUACAGAUUCCAACUGCAAGGAUCCUGCUGGAAAUUCUGGAGUGUGUGUCAAUAUAAAAGAAUGCCAGCCGGUGCUCAAUGACUUCUUGGCUAGACAGAAUGACCCCAACUAUGUGCGGUAUAUACAGCAAUCCAACGCCAAUUGUAACUACGUACAGCCCAAUAUUUGUUGUCCAAAAUCCAUGAUGACUGUAACAACAGCUCCUCCAGUUGUUCCAACAUCACCUACUUCUCGACCAAUUCAACCCUCAGGUCCAAUUCAUCUUCUAACACCUGAAGAAGGAUGUGGAUUUUCAAAUAAAACCCACAAUCGCGUGGUUGGAGGUGUUGAUGCUGAAUUGGGCGGUUGGCCGUGGAUGGCCCUAUUGGGUUAUAAGAACAAUUUGGGUGAAAUUGGCUUCAAAUGCGGAGGAUCCAUUAUUACACGACGUCAUGUCCUUACAGCGGCGCACUGCAUGCGUCCAACUCUCUCAGUUGCUCGUCUUGGGGAGCACAAUCUCGACAUAGACACUGAAACAAAGCAUUAUGAUAUUCCCAUUGAGAAGACAGUGAAACAUCCUCAAUAUGAUCCAAAGGAUGGAAAUAGUGAUGUGGCUGUUGUUACGCUGCAAAGUGAUAUUCCCUUCACAGACACUAUUCGUCCUGUUUGUAUCCCCAUUGAGCCACCGGUAUUGACGCGAAACUUCGAAGGAUACUCUCCAUUUGUAGCUGGAUGGGGACGUACACAGGAGGGUGGAAAAUCUGCAUCCAUCCUGCAAGAGUUGCAGCUACCAAUUUUGAAAAACGAGGAAUGCAUGGAAAAGUAUCGAGAUGUGAGGAAGCUUAUAAGUGACAAACAAUUCAAUGAUGCUGUUCUAUGUGCAGGAUUCCUACAAGGGGGCAAGGAUUCGUGCCAAGGCGACAGUGGUGGACCACUGAUGAUCCCUGUAAGGGUUGGAGGAUCCUUCAUCUACUAUCAGAUUGGUAUUGUUUCAUACGGCAUUGGUUGUGCCCGUGCAAGUAUUCCAGGAGUCUACACACGUGUCCAGACUUUCUCAGACUGGAUUAGGGAACAAGUCUCUAAUAGUGUUUAAGAAUAAAAAAAAAACUCUCAUUUUAUAAAAGUUUAUAAUCAUAACUCUGAGACACUCAAUUAUACGCUUUUGUAUUUUUUUACAGUCUGGAAAUUAAAUUGAUUUAUUAAGUCAGACGAGUGAGAGAUAGUA
Messenger RNA from Lutzomyia longipalpis, 1957 nucleotides. RefSeq names its product venom serine protease Bi-VSP. Gene Ontology annotation, biological process: proteolysis. Gene Ontology annotation, molecular function: serine-type endopeptidase activity. The coding region runs from base 416 to 1825 and encodes 469 amino acids. Lineage: Eukaryota; Metazoa; Arthropoda; Insecta; Diptera; Psychodidae. The transcript has 5 exons. The record is from RefSeq and is a predicted model, not a curated record.